AUGGUUGCGCUUGCCAGCUUCUUCUCACCACUGUCCGCCAACAUCUACUUCCCGGCUCUCAACACCCUGGCAGCGGAUUUCGGGACUUCAGAAAGCGUCAUGAAUCUCACGCUAACCACCUACAUGAUCUUCCAAGGCCUGGCUCCGACCAUCUUCGGUGACCUUGCGGACAUGGCAGGACGUCGACCAGCGUACAUUAUUGGAUUUGCCAUUUACAUUGGCGCUUGCAUCGGCAUUGCAUGUUGCAACUCUUUCCCAGCACUGCUGAUCCUACGAAUGGUCCAAUCAAGCGGCUCAUCAAGUACCAUCGCCCUGGGCUCCGGUGUUGUCGCAGAUAUCGCCACCAGCGCCGAACGAGGAGUCUGGAUGGGCUGGGCCACAUCAGGACCCAUGGUCGCCCCAGCAAUCGCCCCGGUCCUGGGCGGCAUCUUCGCCCAAUUCCUCGGCUGGCGCUGGAUCUUCUGGUUCCUCGUAAUCUGCGCCGGCACCUUCAUCGUCCCCUUCGUCCUCACCUUCCCAGAAACAGGCCGCAACGUCGUCGGCAACGGCUCCAUCCCCCCACAAGGCUGGAACAUGUCCCUCAUCAACUACAUCCAACUCCGCCGCCAACGCACCCUCUCCCACCCCUCCCCCCUCGAACGCACCUCCUCCACCCAAACGAGCCUCAAACCCCACCGCCGCCUCCGCAUCCCCAACCCCCUGCACGCCCUCACCGUCCUCCUCGAAAAAGACGUCUCCCUCCUCCUCUUCUACAACUCCAUCAUCUACUGCGCCUUCUACGACAUCAUGGCCUCGGCCCCCUCCCUCCUCGCCGAAAUCUACCACUUCAACGCCCUCCAAAUCGGCCUCUGCUUCCUCCCCAUGGGCACCGGCUGCCUGCUCGCCCCCGUCCUCACCGGCAAACUCCUAGACCACAACUUCCACCGCCUCGCCCACCGCCACAAAAUCCCCAUUCGCGCAGGAAAACCCACCGACCUUCAAAACUACCCCUUGGAAAAAUCCCGCAUCCAAAUCGUCGCCCCCUUCGUCCUCCUCCUCGACCUCGUCCUGCUCUCCUACGGCUGGGUCCUGCACUUCGAAACCCCCCUCGCGGCGCCCCUCGUGCUCAUGUUCCUGGCGGGCUUCGCGAGCACGGCGGCGUUUAAUGCGAUGAGCGUGUUGUUGGUGGACUUACACCCUCUGGCGCCCGCGACGGCGACGGCGGCGAAUAAUCUGGUGAGGUGUUUGAUGGGGGCGGGGGCGACGGGCGUGGUGAUUUAUAUGGUGGAGGCGAUGGGGAGGGGGUUGUGUUUUACGUUUGUUGCCGGGGUGGUGGGGGUUUUUAGUCCGAUACUUUGGGUGCUGGAGAGGUGGGCGCCGGGGUGGAGGGAGGAGAGGAGGAGGAGGGUGGAGGUUGAGGUCGAGAAGGCGAGGGGUUUGGUUCGUGGUGGUGGGGAGAGCGUAGAUAGGGAGAGGAAGAUAUGA
Molecule: messenger RNA, 1464 nt
Organism: Zasmidium cellare ATCC 36951
Lineage: Eukaryota; Fungi; Ascomycota; Dothideomycetes; Mycosphaerellales; Mycosphaerellaceae
Exons: 1
Coding region: 1-1464 (487 amino acids)
Biological process (GO): transmembrane transport
Molecular function (GO): transmembrane transporter activity
Source: RefSeq, a predicted model, not a curated record